GUUACAUAGGGGGUAUAGAAGUAGAAUAUUUCCUCAUACAUAAUUAAACUACAUUCCACUCCCCAUUAGGGCAACCUCUACCAUGUCUCUCUUUUGUAGUCUUGUCUUAUUCCUCUUCAUUCUCCUCUCUCUUAUUAACUACAAUGUUCACGGUGUCGGAAUAAACUAUGGGACUAUCGGAAACAAUCUCCCUUCACCAAAAAAAGUAGCUCAACUACUUGAAUCCACAAUCUUCGAUAAAGUUAAGAUCUACGAUACCAAUCCUGAAAUCCUUGAAGCUUUCUCCAACACGGGCAUUGAUCUCAUUGUUGCUGUUGAAAAUUCCCAAAUCAAAAACUUAAGCGAAAAUCAAUCCAAUGCAGAUAAGUGGUUCGUUACGCGUAUAUUACCUUUUAUUCCUUCCACUUCCAUCGUCACCAUUGCCGUUGGAAAUGAAUAUUUAACCGAUGAUCAAUUACUAGAUCAUAAAGCUCUGUUCCAAGCAAUGCAAAAUCUGCAUUCAGUUUUACUAUCACGCGGAUUAAACCGCAAAAUUAAAGUGUCUACGCCACAUAGCAUGGCUGUUCUUGCUUCUUCAUUUCCACCAUCGUCGUCUACAUUUGCUACCACUCUCCUUCCUGUUAUGACUUCUAUUGUCGAGCUUUUAUCUGAUACAAAUUCACCUUUCAUGAUUAAUGCUUAUCCAUAUUUUGCAUACCGCGACAAUCCCAGUAUGGUUAAUUUGGAAUACGCGUUACUAGGUAACGCGUCUGGGGUACGUGACCCUAAAGGUUACGCGUAUACUAACAUGCUAGAUGCACAAAUUGAUGCGAUUAGGUCAGCAAUCAAUGCAUUGGGAUUUGGGAACCGGAAUAUUCAAAUAUUGGUAUCAGAGUCAGGAUGGCCAUCGAGAGGAGAUACAUCUGCAACUAAUGAAAAUGCUAGAACUUAUAAUACGCGAUUAAUUCAACGUGCUCAGUUAAAUAAAGGUACUCCGAUGAGCCCUAAAGAUCGGAUCGAUGUGUUUGUGUUUGCGUUAUUCAACGAAAACAAGAAACAAGGAGGAGUUAGUGAGAGGAAUUUUGGGAUUUUCAACGGUGAUGGAACGAAGGUUUAUGAUGUGGAUUUGAGUUGCGAAUUUUGUAGUAAUGAGAAAUUUGGAGGGAAAAUAGAGUCGUCUUUGUUAAGUAGUCGUGGACCUUCAGUUUGGUGUGUGGCUAAGCCACAUGCGGAUGAGAAGGUAAUACAGGCUGUGCUCGAUUUCUGUUGUGGGCCCGGGGGCGUAGACUGUAGAGAAAUACAUGAAAAUGGCGACUGUUUUCAACCUGAUAAAGUUUACGCCCAUGCAUCCUACGCGAUGAACGCGUAUUAUCAGAUGCAUGGGCGGAAUUAUUGGAACUGUGAUUUCAAAGGAACUGGUCUUGUUACAUUCAGUAAUCCAAGUUAUGGAAAAUGCUUCUAUUCUCAUCAGUGACAUGGAAUCAAAAAAAGGAAGGGGUGUGUGAUGAAAGCCUUUAAUUUGUUACUCUUGAACUAUAGUAUAACAAUUUUAUGUAAUUCCCCUACCAUCAUGAAUUAAAGUUUCUCUUUUUUGACUAGAA
Solanum pennellii is the source of this 1580-nucleotide messenger RNA. Its product is annotated as glucan endo-1,3-beta-glucosidase 12-like. The transcript is spliced from 2 exons. Bases 83 to 1453 code for a protein of 456 amino acids. Gene Ontology annotation, molecular function: hydrolase activity, hydrolyzing O-glycosyl compounds. Gene Ontology annotation, cellular component: plasma membrane. Gene Ontology annotation, biological process: carbohydrate metabolic process. NCBI's taxonomy places the organism in Eukaryota, Viridiplantae, Streptophyta, Magnoliopsida, Solanales, Solanaceae. The record is from RefSeq and is a predicted model, not a curated record.